AUGGACAAUUUGAUGCAGCCAGUUAAAAGAAAAGUUAGUCAACAGAUGAAUGAAGCUCUUUUGGCACCUUUUAGAAAAGAGGAAAUUAAGGAUGCUGUAUUUCAGAUGGGACCACACAAAGCACCAGGACCAGAUGGGUAUGGAGCUUGUUUUUAUCAGAAAUACUGGUCUGUGAUAGGGGAAGAGGCCUCAGGACAAAGGCUCAAUAGAAACAAGAUUUCUUUAUAUUUCAGCAACAACACAGAGCAAGAAACAAAGAAUCAUAUGCUACAAGUUGCUGGUUUGAAAGCCUCAUCAAACAUGGAGAAAUAUUCAGGGUUGCCAUCAAUCAUUGGAAGAUCAAAAUCAGUUGCUUUUCAAGGAAUAAUUGAAAAAGUGAGUAAAAAAAUGGAGAAUUGGAAGGUUAAGUUCCUUUCACAAGCUGGGAAAGAUAUUUUAAUCAAAGCUGUUGUCCAGGCUAUACCUACAUACAGUAUGAAUGUGUUUCUUCUUCCAAGAACUUUGUGUGCCAAGUUGAAUUCAUUGAUUUCUAACUUCUGGUGGGACACUCAGGACAAAGGAGAAAAAAUUCAUUGGAAAGGAUGGAACUAUUUGAGUAAAAAUAAAGCAAGUGGGAGACUUGGUUUUAGAGACUUGAUGUCUUUCAAUUUAGCUCUAUUAGCCAAACAAGUCUGGAGAAUUCUUCAGAAUCCAACUACUUUAGUAGCUCGAAUUCUCAAAGCUAUAUAUUUCCCAAACAAAUCUAUUUUGGAGGCAAAAGUUGGGUUUCAACCUUCUUAUACUUGGAAAAGCCUCAGUUCAGCAAUUAGUCUUGUUAAAGAUGGCAUGAUUUAG
Juglans regia (Persian walnut) is the source of this 834-nucleotide messenger RNA. RefSeq lists its product as uncharacterized. The transcript is spliced from 2 exons. The record is from RefSeq and is a predicted model, not a curated record. Lineage: Eukaryota; Viridiplantae; Streptophyta; Magnoliopsida; Fagales; Juglandaceae. The coding region runs from base 1 to 834 and encodes 277 amino acids.